AUGGCUGGAGAAUUAGCCACAAAACUCACCACCAUAACCAUGGACAUGUUGAGAACAAUGAUUCUUGGCAUCCUAGGUCGAAGAAAAUCUAUACGAGUUUGGACAAACCGACUCGUUUCCUUAGAUAGGUUGUGGCCUCAAAAAGUUUCCUUUCUUCUGCCGUCACAUCAUGGUCAAGAAGAAGAAGUUUUCAAAGUCUUUGCAACCGUGUCGGCCAAGCUAUAUAACAAAGAAGAGUACACGAAAGAUAAAAAUAAUAUGGAGAAAGACAUGAUCGAGGACGCUAGAUUCAACACGCCGUUGUUGGUUAUCACGGAGGCUUUCGAGGAACUGGCAGAUUUGCUUAAACCACGGAGGCAAAAACGUGGUGAGAUCAGCAGAAACGACGUCGUAUCAAACGAUGGAUUAAGGCUCGAUGCGUUUUGCAGUGCGUGUACUCACGUCUCUGUUCUCUUCGGCUGCCUUGGCUUCGCCUUCAAAUUCGCUGAGAUGGAGUACGUCUCCAAGGUUAGAGAUUUGGUGGAAGCGUCAAGAACGUUUGAUACGUUACAUAACAUUAUUGAUCUAGAUGUUAUGAAUCAAACGGUUAAGACACAAGGAAGCUAUUCACGAAAUCUCCGACGUGUUAGACUAGGUUUAGAUUUGAUCCGAGCCAUCUUCGAACAAUUCUUGAUGACGAACGAGUACUAUUCUUUGAAAGACGCUGCAACAAAAGCUUACACACAAGUAUGCGCACCGUUUCACACGUGGGCCGUUAGAACAGCUGUUUACGCUGGAAUGCAUACACUUCCGACAAGGGACCAGCUUCUGUUACGACUUAAUGAAACAGAUCAAUCUGUGGAGAAGAACAUGAGGAGAUACAUGGAAGCUUCGAGGCCGAUUAUAGAGUAUAUUGACAAGCUUUACAUUGAUAGGAACAUUAAACUGGAUUGGUAGCAAAUUUUGUUACAAAAAGGUUAGUCGCUGGACAUCUAAAAUUGUAGCUUCGUCUUAAGCUCAAUGAUUGUUCUCUCGAUGAUAUUUAAUUCAUUCUCGAAUUUAGAUUUUGGAUUUGAUGGCAAAAUUUUAAAUAGAAAAUAGUAUGAAAAUUAUUGAAUAACAUAGUAUUAUCUU
Brassica napus (rape) is the source of this 1113-nucleotide messenger RNA. Its product is annotated as ACD11 homolog protein-like. Gene Ontology annotation, cellular component: cytosol; cytoplasm; membrane. The coding region runs from base 1 to 936 and encodes 311 amino acids. Gene Ontology annotation, biological process: intermembrane lipid transfer; ceramide transport. Gene Ontology annotation, molecular function: ceramide 1-phosphate transfer activity; ceramide 1-phosphate binding. Lineage: Eukaryota; Viridiplantae; Streptophyta; Magnoliopsida; Brassicales; Brassicaceae. The transcript is spliced from 6 exons. The record is from RefSeq and is a predicted model, not a curated record.